This is a messenger RNA of Seriola aureovittata, 3272 nucleotides long. It is a transcript of the gene ints4, whose product is annotated as integrator complex subunit 4. Gene Ontology annotation, biological process: snRNA processing. The record is from RefSeq and is a predicted model, not a curated record. NCBI's taxonomy places the organism in Eukaryota, Metazoa, Chordata, Actinopteri, Carangiformes, Carangidae. Bases 94 to 3024 code for a protein of 976 amino acids. Gene Ontology annotation, cellular component: integrator complex. The transcript has 24 exons.
UUUACUUAAGGUACCGUAGCUACGGGUGUCAAAGAGGGACAAUUCCGUGUUGCUGCCGGGGAGGAAAGCUUAGCUAACCAUCUUUCCCAGAACAUGGCAGCACAUCUGAAAAAGCGAGUUUAUGAGGAAUUUUCCAAAGUUGUACAGAUUCCCCAUGAAGAAGCUCCGGCCAAGAAGUUACGUCUGUCCAAACCCAGUAAAUCUGCAGCUCUGCACAUUGACCUCUGUAAGGCCACAAACUCCACAGAUGCCCUGCAGUACCUGCUGCAGUUCGCACGCAAGCCUGUGGAGGCAGAGAGUGUGGAGGGCGUGAUCCGAAUCCUGUUGGAGCACUACUACAAGGAGACAGAUAAUUCGGUGAGGCUGAAGAUUGCCUCUCUGCUGGGUCUGCUGUCCAAAACACAGGGAUUCAGCCCCGACUGCAUCGUUGACGACAGCAUUAACACACUCAGCAAUGAGAAGUCCCAUCAGGUCCUUGCCCAGCUGAUGGACACUCUGCUGGUUAUUGGUACACAACUACCUGAGAGUCCCACAGUCCGACAAAGGCUCAUAGAGGUGGCCUGCAAGCACCUGUCUGAUACAUACUUCGGGGUGAGGAACAAGUGUCUGCAGCUCCUGGGAUGUCUCGGCAUUGUGGAGAGUCCUCUGAACAAAGACGAAGGACUGGGCACAUCGAUAGGAGGAGUGAGGGACGUCCAGAGUAUCAUCAGUGACUACUUUGGUGACCAGGACCCCAGAGUCCGCACUGCAGCCAUCAAAGCCAUGCUGCAGCUGCAUGAGAGAGGAAUGAAGAUUCAUCAGAUCAUUUAUGACCAGGCCUGCAGGUUGCUGUCAGAUGAUUAUGAGCAGGUCCGCUCUGCGGCGGUGCAGAUGGUUUGGGUGCUCAGCCAGCUGUACCCGGAAAGCAUCGUGCCCAUCCCAUCAUCUAAUGAAGAGAUCCGACUGGUUGAUGAUGCGUUUGGGAAGAUCAGUCACAUGGUCAGUGAUGGCUCCUGGAUGGUUCGGGUACAGGCUGCCAAAACACUGGGUUCAAUGCUGCAGGUCAGUCCUCACUUUCUGGAGCAAACUCUGGAUAAGAAGCUGAUGUCAGAUCUCAGGAGGAAGCGUACAGCCCAUGAACGGGCCAAGGAGCUCUUUGCCUCCGGAGAGUUCUCCUCUGGCAGGAAGUGGGCCGAUGACGCCCCCAAGGAGAAACUGGACACCAACACCGUCAACCUCAUCGCCUCAGGUGCCUGCGGUGCCUUCGUUCACGGACUGGAGGACGAGAUGUUUGAGGUCCGUAUCGCGGCGGUGGAGGCGUUGUGCCAGCUGGCUCGGUCAUCUCCGAGCUUUGCCGAAAAGUGUCUGGACUUCCUGGUCGACAUGUUCAAUGACGAGAUUGAGGAAGUGAGGCUGCAGUCCAUUCACGUGCUGAGAGAAAUCUCUACCCAUAUAACUCUCAGGGAGGACCAGCUGGACACUGUGCUGGCUGUGUUGGAGGACUCGUCUCGUGACAUCAGAGAAGCUCUCCAUGAAUUACUUUGUUACACCAACGUCUCCACUAAAGAGUGUAUCCAGCUGGCUCUGCUGGAGCUGCUGAAGAACCUCAACAAGUAUCCCACUGACCGCAACUCUGUCUGGAAGUGUCUGAUGUUCAUGGGUUCCCGCCACCCAACACUGGUGUUGCCGCUGGUUUCUGAACUGCUGAGCACACACCCGUAUUUUGACACACCAGAGCCUGACAUGGACGAUCCAGCCUACAUCGCGGUGCUGGUGUUGGUGUUCAACGCUGCCAAGUCGUGCCCCACCAUGCCGUCGCUGUUCUCCGACCACACCUUCAGACACUACGUCUACCUGAGGGACAGUCUGUCACACCUUGUACCACCACUAAGAUUGCCGGGCAGGAAGCAGGUGUAUGGUCUGGACUCUGUGGAUUCGGGUUCUGGUUCAGGUUCUGUGGAAUCAGCUCAGCUUUUCCUUCAACAGAGUUUAAACAGGGUCAGCACCAUCCAGAACCUGGAAGCACCUGGAGCUCAGGACCUGCUGGAUUUCACUAUACGAGACCUGCAGCGGCUCGGGGAACUGCAGACAGAGCUCGCUGGAGCUGCUGAUUUCUGUGCCACAUACCUGCGCUGCCAGCUGCUGCUCAUCAAGGCUCUGCAGGAGAAGCUGUGGAACAUGGCCGUCCCUCUAUGCCUCAAACAAAAUGUCACGGCAACAGCAGCAGCUCAACAGAUUUUAGAGGAAACGUACAAGCUGGAGUUUCUGUACUGUGGGUUGGAAAGCAGACAGGUGGCCACGAUACAUCAUGUUCGCCUCCAGGCCAAAGCCCUGCAGCUCAUCCUGACUGCUCGCACCAGGCAAGGGUUGGAUCCUCUCAUCAGCAGCUGUGAGAAGUUUUUGCAGGACGUUGAGUCUUUUCAGAGGCUGUUUCUGACAGAGCUGCCCCACCUCCAGGACAGUUUUGUGGAUAAGCUUUUGGAGCUGAUGCCGCGGCUGUCGUCCUGUAAACCAGUUGAGCUGGUGAAGAUCCUCCAGACGACCCUCAGACAGAGUGGCCUGCUGCAGCUCAAACUGCCUGAACAGAUCCAUCGGGCGACAGCCACCAUCAUAGAGCCAACAGGGGAGUCUGACAAUCCACUGAGGUUCACAACUGGCCUGGUGGUGGCGCUAGACAUCGAUGCAACACUAGAGCACGUCCAGGAUCCGCAGAACAGUGUGAAAGUACAGGUUCUGUAUCCAGAUGGCCAGAGUCAUGUGAUCCAUCCUAGACCUGGAGACUUCAGAAAACCUGGACCUAACAGACACAGACUCAUCACACAGGUCUACCUCUCCCACACCGCAUGGACAGAGCCGUCUCAGAUCGAGGUGCGCCUCCUGCUGGCCUACAGCUCCUCCUCCACCUCCCUCUCUUCCUCAGCCUCCAAGCAGGGAUGGAGCGACAGCAUCGACAGCAUCCCACCAUCCGAGGCCGCUGUCGAGGGAACCAUCCCAUUCAGCAAGCCAGUCAAAGUCUACAUCAUGCCCAAACCUGCCCGGCGCUAACAAAACCCUGAACACAGGAAAGACGGACAAGGCUCUAACUCUUCUCAGCUUUCACAUGUAUGAGCUAUGUUAAGGUCAUUAAUGUCAGCUGUGUCAGGUCACAUUUCCCUUCACAACGACUGAAGUCGAUUCAAAACUGUACAGAAAAGGUGAAACCGUUUUGCUUUCUCUUCAAAAACACAUUCAUUUUUAAAAUUAGGGCAAGCGAGUGGCAUCCAUUAAAAUCAUUUAUAGCUAAGUAGUAAGAA